AGCAACAAUUACACAACAGUGAGCCCAUUUUUAACAACUCCGAACAGUACAACAGUGUACAAUUCAAUUACAUCUGGCAACAAUGACAGAGAAACUGACAACAAUUACAACACAACUACAACCAACAUUUCUUCUACAACAGUGUAUAAUACAGCUGUGUCCAACAACAAUUAUACAACAGCGUACAAUGCAACUAUGUCAGACAACAAUUACAACACAACUACAGCCAUCAAUAAUUCUACAACAUUGUACAAUACAGAUAUGUCAAGCAAUAAUCUUACAACAGCGUACAAUGCAGCUACAGUCAGAAACAAUUAUACAACAGUCAACAGUGCAACAACAACUGAUGACAAUUACACAACAUACAAUACAACUAUAGCUGCCGACAGUUAUCCAACAGUAUACACUCAAACUACAACAAGCAAAAAUGACACUACAGUGUAUAAUACAACUAUAGAUGGUAGCAAUUACACAACAAUGUACAGUGAAACCACGGCUGGUAACAGUUACAUAGAAACUGGCAAUAUUUACAAUACAACAACUGCAAACAACAAUUACACAACAGUGAGCCCAUUUCUAACAACUUUGAACAACACAUCACUGUACAAUUCAUUUACUUCUGGCAAUAAUGACAGACAAACUAGCAACAGUUAUAAUACAACUACAGCCAACAAUAAUUCUACAGCCAGCAACAUUUACGCAACAACCUACAAUUCAGCUAUGUCAGACAACAAUUACAACACAACUACAGCCAGCAAUAAUUCUACAACAUUGUACAAUACAGCUAUGUCCAGCAAUAAUUUUACAACAGCGUACAAUGCAACUACAGUCAGAAACAAUGACAGACAACCUGGCAACAGCUACAACGCAACCACAGCCAACAAUAAUUCUACAACAGUUCACAGUGCUACUAUAGAGAGAAACAAUUAUACAACAGUCGAUGGCACAACCACAGCUGGUAACAAUUACAUAAUCCCACAAAAUACAACUUCAGGUAGCAAUAAUUAUACAACUACAGGUGGGCACAGUUACACAAAGGUUUACGAUGCAACCACAGUGAACAACAAUGACACAGUAGUUCAUAAUGCCACUACAUCUGGGACCAAUUUGAAUGAAAAUACAACUAACCAAAAUUACACAACACUUAAUUAUGCAACUACACCUGGCAGUAAUUCCACAUUAGUGUCCACCAACUUUAGUACAGCUACAACUAUCAAUAGUUCCACAGCAACUACACCUGGUAAUAAUUAUACAGCAAUGUAUAAUGCAUCCACAGCUGUCAUCAAUUACACAGUAGUGUAUAAUGCAAUUACAUCUGGCAACAAUUUUAAUGUAACUGCAACUAACAACAACUACACAAUAGUUUAUAAUGCAACUGGAUCUGGUAGUAAUUACACCCUUGUGUAUGCUGCAACCACAGCUGACAACAAUUACACAGCAAUGUACAAUGUAACAACAGCUGGCACAACUUUACACAAUGGUGUGGCGACAACCGGUAACACAACAGUUAGUACAACAACAAUAUCUCCCAACUACACAAUGAUAAAGAGCACAACUACAGCCUCUAACAAUUACACAACACCAGUGAUCAUUACUCCGACUAUUCUAUCUCAAAAUAAAACAACUGCAAUUAUUGGAACCACAGAGAAAAGCACAACUGCUGCAGUGUCUCACAGUACUAAACCUACUUCAGCUCCACUGAAGAACCAGACUGCAAAUUUCACCACAGUGAGUUUGACUCAUGUCACAACAAUAAGCAAAAAUGAAACCAUGUCCACCACAGCUGCCAGCACCGUCCAAACAGAUGACAGACCAGAGGCCGGUUUAACGACAACAACGACAACAACGACAACAAUAACAGAAAAUGCAUCUGUUGUUAUUAUCUCACCCGCAACCACUGCAACUACUAUAACAGGUCAUGGUCCACAAGAUUUAAAUGGCACAACUGCUGAGGUUUCUUUGACUUAUACAACACCGCUCACCAAAACUACUACAACCACCACAGUGGCUGAGAACACAGGAACUUCCACAACUGAUGUACAAACAACUGAUGAAGCAGUCUACCUGUUGAAUCAAACACAGGCUGUAUCUCUGCUCAACGCCUCUCAAGUGUCAGUGUUGGUUGAGACGCUGGAGAAGCAUCUGGACAGUCCCUCUGUUUCACCAUCAGUGGUAAUCAAAGUUGUCAGUAACUUGAUGGACAGUAACCCCGAGGCACUCUCUAAAUCUGCAAACAGGCUGAUUCACUUGGUGGAUGAUCUGGGUGUUAAACUGGCUGUCACUGGUGGCGAUGGAAUUCUGUCAACCAGUUCCUUAGUUGUUGCUGUGAAAACAGUGAAUGGGAGCAACUUCACAACAAUCCUUUUUGAUGUUUUUAACACUGAUCAUGUCCAGUUCAGUGGCCCAAAAAGGACCAUGAAAAGCUCAGAGCCUGCUUUGGCGUCUGUAUACUUGCCUGCCUCCCUCACAUCUGGUAUCAGCCCUGAAGAGCAGAAGCAGGCCAACAGCGUCCAGUUUACUUUCUAUGCAAAAAAUUCCUUCUUUAAGGAUCCAUCAUUAGAUAACAAAACUCUUGUCAGCGCAGUUCUAGGCUCAAGUGUGGCUAAUCUGUCAAUUAGCAACCUGAGUGAAAACAUUAAGUUCACCAUCCGAAACAGAAACCCGGUUCAUGAAAACUACACAGCCAAAUGUGCAUUUUGGGAUUUCACGCUGAAUAGUGGUGGAGGAGGCUGGAGCUCUGUUGGCUGCUUUGUGGUCAACAGCACCCCUGAAUAUACAAUCUGCAGCUGCAGCCAUCUUACAUCCUUUGCAGUACUGCUGGAUUUGUCCAGACAGGAACUUCCUGACCAGAAGAACACACAAAUUCUUACUUUCAUCACCUACAUUGGUUGUGGAAUCUCUGCUAUUUUUCUUGCUAUCACAUUGCUGACGUAUCUUUCUUUUCCAAAAUUGCUAAGGGAUAUACCAGCCAAGAUCUUGGUCCAACUCUGUUUAUCUCUGCUCUUCCUGAACUUGGUGUUCCUGCUGGACAGCUGGCUGGCGAGCCACAACAAUACAGGCCUCUGUAUUUGUACUGCCUUCUUCCUGCAUUACUUCCUGCUGACAUCAUUUACAUGGGCGGGGCUUGAGGCCCUGCAUAUGUAUCUCAGCAUUGUGCGAGUUUUUACACCCUACCUGAGCCAGUACAUGCUGAAGUUCACUUUGACGGGUUGGGGUAUUCCUCUUGUCAUUGUAAUUAUUGUGAUAUCCGUGGACAAAAACAACUAUGGUUUGAUUAAUUAUGGAAAACACACAAAUGACACUUCAGAUAACUUCUGCUGGCUGAGUAAUAACAUAGCCUUCUAUGUGAGUGUGGUGGCCUAUUUCCUCCUGAUCUUUAUCCUGUGCCUGCUGGCCUUCAUCGUUGUUAUGGGACAGCUUUCACGUAUCAAGAAGCAGAACCCCCACAACCAGUCUCCCAAAAGAAGUGUUAUGACUGAUCUGCGCAGUGUCACCGGCCUCGUCAUCAUCCUCGGCCUUACCUGGGGGUUUGCUCUGUUUGCAUGGGGACCCCUCUACUUACCCUUUGUUUACCUUUUUUCUAUAUUCAACUCUCUGCAAGGUUUCUUUGUCUUUGUUUUCCACUGCGCCAUAAAAGAGAAUGUCCGCAGGCAGUGGAGAACUUACCUUUGCUGUGGAAAACUGCGACUGGCUGAGAACUCAGAUUGGAGUCGAACAUUCACACAAAACAAGAAGAAUAUCUCUCGCUCCAGUGCAAUCACCUUGGAUCCAAAGUUCACUUCUCGAAGCUCCUCUGUUGUCAGUUAUGGCACCAAUAGCAGUGGCUCUGUGUUCGCGGACAGCGGGAUAUCUGACAGCUCCAACAAUGAUGUCGUCCUCAAUGAGAUUCACAGAGGAGAUCUAAAACAAGGCAAAACUACCAAAUGACUCUACCUGAGCUUUCUUUUGUGAUUACAGCCAAUUCCAAGAAAUGAUCUCUGGGAGUUUACAAGAUGCAAAUUGGAGGAGUAGUUUUCCUUAAGAAAGCCUUAAUGUUCCAAAAAAAUGAAGGUUCGAUGAAGGACUAAAGAGGAUCAGGGACAAAGGAAACCUUUGUCUAAAUACCUUUAGAGAAGAAGAAAUCAAAAAGUGGAGAAUGUUUUCAAUUCUACACUAAUAGUAUAGAUAAUGAAAGAGUCUUGUUAGCAGAGAUAAGGUGUACUACUGAAACUGAAACAUUAUAUUGAACUGCAUUUACUUGGUAGCCGAGAACAGAUGCUGUCAGUAUUGUAUAGAUUAUUAUCUGGCUAUUUCUUUGAGGCUAUAUUCAUUUCUUGAACAGACAAAUGACAGAAUUUCCAGUCUUAACUCUACAUUUCAGUGCCUUUGCCAAAUUCUAAGUUUAUUUUGGCAGUGUCAAAUGGCACUUUGGGAUGUAUUUAGCUACCUACAGAGACAAGGUUGAUUGAUGCAAAAUGUGCACAUGCCAAACUCAACUGCUUGAUCAUAUCUGAUAAAAGUUGAUAUCUGCAAGAUUAUCUAAGGGUGCAGUUCUGUGUUAAAUAUUGUAUUAUUCACUGCAUUAUAGAGGUUUUUUUUAAAAAUUUGGUUCAGACAUGCUUCUUAUGAAAAAGAAAAAAGAUUUGAAAUAUUUUCAUGUGGCGAACUGAAGCACAAUCAAAAUAUGGGAUUUAUGUCCUGUCCUUUUUAACAAGGACACAUUUUGCUAAAUGUCCUUGGAAGGCCAUUUGCAUGCCAUGAAAGAUGAAAUAAAAAAGAAAAAACUAACUUCAACUUGUCACCUGCCCAGCUGCUCUCUCUCUUUUUGCAUCAGACUUUCACAUCUACUCCACAUCUUUACAUCUUUAAUCAAACCCUUUCAACAGGAGGGGGAAAAAAACUACAAUUAUGAUCCCAGCAGACAACCCUCUCAUCACCGUGUUGAGUAACCUUCAGCAGAGCAUCUCACGCCCACCCAGCGCCAGUUCAAUUGCAGCCUGUCAAGGUUAGCCUCAGAGGUCGGCACCAGUUAGCUAUUAAAAGUUUUACAUGAUUUCCAACCUCAGAACAGGGCGACCUCUAAUGUUAAGCCCAUGAGUGAGAGAUGCUGGGAGAAAAAUGAAGAGCUGGAGGCACAGAUGUUACACUGAUGAGCAUGAAUACCAUAAAUUAAAUUUAAUCCUGAAUGCCCAAUGCCAAUCAAUCCUAAUUCUGCUUGAAAUCAUAAUCACUGUUUUUUUGUAAACCAAAUGUUUUGUUUACCAGCGUCUUCAAAAUGCCUUCUAGUUAGAGUCAUUUUAAGUUCACUCAAAAUUUUAAGGGCAUAUACUGAUGCAGUUUAAACGGUCUUUAUUUGUGCUAUUGACAGUCAGGUUAUGCAAUGCCAUUAUACCUUAUCACCUUUGUUUUACCUUUUUAUGUUUUCAUUUUUGACUUUGUGACUCCACUGCGGUCUUAAAGAUCCUUGAUGUCAUGUCUUUUGUCUCUGUUCAACCCUCACAUGCAGAAAACUCCAAAUUGGAGCUCAGGAGUUAAUGCUUCCCGGUCCACAUGGAUUGAGGCUAAAAAGGCUGUCACGCCAGGUGCCAUACUUUAUUGCCAAACAAAAUGUGUAUGAAUUUGUGCACAUAUAAAUCAUUAAAUAAAUAAAACGGUUUAUAUUUAUAUAUUUUCUGUAUUAAUGGCAUUUGUAAUUGCUAAUGGUAAUGUAGUCAUGGUACCAUUUGGGUACUUGGUAAGAUUUGUCUUAUGGUACAAAGCUAUCUUAGUAUCGUAGUUUCAAUAAUUAUUCGCAUAUUGUGGUGUAAAGCACUUUUAUUAAGGCUUAUGAACCCUGGCUAUAAUGAAUAAAAGUCAAAACUAAUAGGGUGUGUGUUCUCACAAUGUUCUACAGAGAAUAAAGUUUUUAUUUUAAAGCACUUCUAUAGAUGGGCAAAUUUCAGCUUCAGUACAUUUCAUUAAAUCAUAUCUGUUUAUGUAUCGUUUUCUAUACACCCACUUGUGCUCUUCAGCCUCAGGCAGAAAAGUUUGCAUUGACAGUAUUAAAUGUAAAUAAAGACAAAUCAAAAUCAGUUGGUGUUAAGAGUCAUUCAAGUAUCUUCUGGGAGCUCGUUUUCCAUAAAAACUCUUCAAGUGCCACCAUCUUCCACCAGAUGUCAGUAUAAUCCCAUCACUUUGCACUACCUUUAACUCUGAUAUGAUGAUGGCCUGUUGGCAAGUGUGCAGUUUUAUUACAGCUAUUUGGCAGGUUAUUAUUACCGAGGCAAAUCUUAAUUAUAGCUUCUAAGUGAAAUAAAAAUCCCCCAGCUUUAACCAGGAUAAUAUUACAGUUAUAAUCCUGUUACAACCACUAUAAAACAAUACAAUUUCUGAAUGACAAAAAUUCAGAAAGGACUUCCAAGAAC
Haplochromis burtoni (Burton's mouthbrooder) is the source of this 6383-nucleotide messenger RNA. RefSeq names its product adhesion G protein-coupled receptor G2a (gene adgrg2a). Lineage: Eukaryota; Metazoa; Chordata; Actinopteri; Cichliformes; Cichlidae. Bases 196 to 3927 code for a protein of 1243 amino acids. The transcript has 15 exons. Gene Ontology annotation, molecular function: G protein-coupled receptor activity. Gene Ontology annotation, cellular component: membrane. The record is from RefSeq and is a predicted model, not a curated record. Gene Ontology annotation, biological process: cell surface receptor signaling pathway; adenylate cyclase-activating G protein-coupled receptor signaling pathway.